CAAUAGCUGCCGCGCUUCUUCUUCGAGAUCCUCGUAGCCAUUUUUGGAUUCCGGUCUUCAAUUACCGUGGAUCGGGUCGAUAAAUAAUUAUGCCGCGAAGUUGAAAAGCAUGGCGAGUUCAAGCAAUGACUCCAAUAUAGCUCCCGAUUCUCCAAUAGAAGAAGUAUUUAACUGUCAUUUAUGUGAUAAAUCGUACACGACUAACAGCAAUAGAAAUAAACAUUUAAAGAAGUGUCACAACAUUGAUGUUCCUCUAGAUACAUCGAAUCACCGAAUUCCGUGUGCAGAAAAUUAUUGUAACGGUUUAUUCGGAACAAUUGCCGAUUUACGAACGCAUUUAAACGAAGAACAUGGUUUUACAUUUAACGAAGAUUACCGUUUUUUCCCAACUAAACGCAAUUUUCUACAUUGGAAGAAAAAAUUAGAAAAAUCGGAGCGAGUUCGAUUUAUCAAAACGCAAGGUGAUAAAUUACGGAAAAAUGCUGUACAACAGUAUUUCCAUUGUAACAGAUCUGGAUCCUAUAUUAGCCAAAGUACAGGUAAAAGAAAAGCAAAAGUUACAUGUAAAAUGGGACAUCAAUGUACAGCAAGCAUGGUAGCUACAAUUAACAGAAUCUCGGGGGAAGUUAUUGUCAAAUUUGUAAAAGAGCAUUACGGGCAUGAUAUUCCCCCGCCCCCAACAGUACCGCAAGCCAAUCAGGAAUUGAGGCGAACGCUGAAGCUUGGAAAAGCCGUAGCAUUAACCAUGUCUUUAAUGAAAGUAAGAAUAAUAACUAUGUUGAAAAGUUUAAUUGAAGAAGGGGGAUUCGAUCGAGUACUUGACAAGCUUGAAGUGAUGUCAGCUGGGGCUGGCCAGUGUGUGUGUGAACUGAAGGUAGCCAACGAGCAUAAGAAUAGGAAUGGACUACUUCAUGGAGGAAUGACUUCUACCCUCGUAGAUGCAGUUUCAACAAUGGCUCUCUUUAGCAAAAUAGAAAGAUAUGGUGUUAGUAUAGAAAUGAGUGUUUCAUAUAUUCGACCAGCAAAUAUUGGAGAUGAAUUAUUUAUUGAAGGAAAAAUAUUAAAAGUUGGCAAGAAUCUUGCAUUUUUAACUGUUGAUGUAAAGAAUAAAGUUACGGGUCAAAUAAUUGCACAAGGGAAACACACCAAAUUUGUUGGUGAUCAACAAAAUGAUCCCUCUUCUUCAUUAGCAUCAUAAAUUUAUAAUUGUUCACCAUACUUCUUUUUGUAACAUUUGUUUAUUGUACAUAUGUAUGUUAUGGGUAUUUUUAGUUACUAUACAUUGACUUUAUGAACAACACAAGUUUGUAUUACUUAAAUGCAUUUAUUUAUAGAAUUUUUUGAGUUUGUAAUAAAAGUUUAUAAAAUUGAUAA
Molecule: messenger RNA, 1374 nt
Organism: Parasteatoda tepidariorum (common house spider)
Lineage: Eukaryota; Metazoa; Arthropoda; Arachnida; Araneae; Theridiidae
Molecular function (GO): fatty acyl-CoA hydrolase activity
Source: RefSeq, a predicted model, not a curated record